AUGUCAGACCCUGGAACUUGCUUGGCCAUUGUGAGCCUCGCUUUGCAGGUGUCGAAGGGCCUACUCGGCUACUACGACCUCUGGACACAUGCCGACGAAGAUGUCGCCGAGAUUCAGCGAUCCCUGCUCGCCCUAGCAAACAUAUUCACCCAGCUUGAGAUCACCCUCGAAAAGCCCAAUCUCUCGGAAGACAUCAUCUCGAUAGUUCGAAUCACUAUGAAGGGCUGUGAUUCCAAUGUCAAGAAGCUGGAAGAGAUGUUGGAGAAGUUCAAGAGGGAAGGGGACCCGGAGAAGCUUCGAACAAAGUUCAAAAAUUUCAAUCGGCGAAUGCUUCGAAUCUUCUAUCAAGGGGAGAUCAUGCGGGUACAGUCUGUUCUUAGUGAACUGCGCGAAGAUUUACACAUGGUUGUGGGCCUCCUUAGCCUUCUGAACGAUCUGAGAAAGGUCCACGCGGAUCUGACUACCCUCCAAAAUUCGAAUAAGGAGCGCAUCGAAAUGGAAAAAGAAAAGAAUCGAGAGGCUCGAAGAUGUGCCUUGAUUGAGUGGCUGGCUGCCCCUGAUAUCUCUGCUGCUCACCUGUCCGCACAGGAUCAGCGGGAAGAAGGAACUGGAGAAUGGUUCCUGGAGAGCCAGGAAUUCCUAGAGUGGGCCAAUACUGGGCGAAGCAUGUGGCUUGCUGGCGACGUCGGAUGCGGAAAGACGGUUCUAUGUUCUUCUGUUAUCGAAGAGUUGAAAAGCAGGGCUCCACAACGUGGUGAUAGAAUCGCUUACUUUUACUUCACUUUCAGCGACACCGAUCGCCAUGGUAUUGCCGGCUUUCUGAAGUCCGUGCUCCGGCAGCUCUGCUUGGCACACUCCGUUGAUACCCUGAUGGAGGCAUUGCACCAGAGAUGCGGUCUGGAUCCUCCAUCUACCAAACAAAUGCAGGCCACCUUGCUUGCUUACCUGGAAAGAGUUUGCGCCUCGGGGACGGAUGCCGACGUGACCCAAGCCUCUCAAGUUUACAUGGUCUUAGAUGGCCUUGACGAAAUUCCAUAUGGACCAGAUCGAACCACACUACUUCUCCUACUAAAUCAGAUGGCUGAAAGGGCGUAUCCUUUGUUGCACAUCCUCGUUUCCAGUCGCCCGGAAAGGCAUAUCGAAAAGGAAAUACUUGGAAGUCAGCACUGGAGGACUUUCCCCUUCUCAUCCGGCGGCGCGAGAAACGACAUGGAGAUCUAUGUGACCAAUCAGAUCAAGUUAACCCCAAGACUGGCAUCGCUGCCCGAUCACAUCAAGCACAAGAUCCAUGAGACGCUGGUGGCAGGGGCUGGCGGCAUGUUCCGUUUGACAGCUUUGCAAAUGCAAGAGCUGAAGAUGAAACGCAUCCUGCGUGAUUGCGAUGUUCAGAAUAUACUCUCUUCGCUCCCCAAGAGUCUCGACGCAACUUAUGAGCGCGUCUUGCUUCAGAUUGACUCCGAGGUGGUUUAUGAAGCCAAGACGGCGCUCCAGUGGCUGUGCUGCUGUAUUCGUCCUCUUUACCUGGAAGAGUUGGUCGACGCAUCUAUCAUCAAGCCUGACGAGGAGGUCCCCUUCAGUGAGGAUCACCGCAUCAAGGAUUUCGGCCUCCUAGACCUGCUUCCUGGUUUGGUCAAGGUUAAUCCGCCACCAGACUUGACCGAGGCGAUGUUCCAGCCAAAGCAUUACACUGUCACACUUGCCCAUUUUUCUGUCAAGGAGUAUCUGGUCAGUUCCAGAACUUUGGACUCGCUUUCUCACACAUAUGCCAUCAAUCUUGAUCUUGCUCACCGGCAUAUCGUGAGAAGCUCAUUGGCAUACAUUGGGCAUUGCCUUUCGGUUGGCUCUUCUUAUCCCCAUCAUGAACACGGAGUUGUCAGAUUCCCACUGCAAAUGUAUGCUUACAGCCGUUGGGAGAUGCAUGCAAAACUAGUCUCUGGACACUUGGAUCAAGUCUGGGCAUGUGUGUUGAAAACAUUCCGAAAACCCACUGCAGCACUCAUGUGGUGCUGGCUAUCACGGAAGCUCAGAGAAGAGGGCACGGCCUACCACUUUGACAUCCCAUUUCAAGCGUUUUUAUCACCCGAUUGGCCGACAAAUUAUCUGCUCUGUAGGGCCAUCGGUUCAGGCAUUGAACCGUUGGUCCGCGCCGUUCUCGACAGUACCUGGUUGAACUUGACUGGCCAGUUGGUUCUUGGAAACCCAUUUAGUCUGGCCCUCAUCUCCAGGUCCGGGUCCUGUCCCAGAAACAUACUUCAAGGCUCAUCCAACUCGCUUUCGGCCGGAUCAAUCUCGAGUCCAGGGGAUGAUUCCCUUCCUCGCAUGUUACUAGAGUCUGGCUAUCAGCCUACUGCACGUGACUUGCUUCUGUCAGUGCGUCAUGGGACCGCUGGGUUACUAUCGCUUAUGAUUGAAAGAGCUCAGAACUUCCUGUUUUCAGAUCUGAUGGAGGGUAUGGACCAAGCUGUGACCUCACGAAGGCUCCAAGUCGCACGCAUAUUCUUGAGGCAACUUCUAUCGGGGACGCACUCCCACCCUGACCAGGCAUUCUGCACUCGAGAUGAUGCAAAGAAAGCAGUCUUUGAUAUACUAUUGGCUCAUGCGGUGGAGAAGGACUCGCCAAGACUCAUCGCCUUCUUGAUCGAUUCUCUACCGGAUGGGCUGUUUGGUCAAUUGGACUUUGACUCCUUAUUCCUAAGGGCCGUCGUGGACGGAAGGUGCCAUGCGGCGGCUGCUAUUCGCCGAAACCAGUCUACACAAAUUUCCGAGAAGACAGUAUCGCAUAUGGAGCGUUGGCAAAGUGUCAUGCCCAGGGAUGAGCUGUGCUUUGCGCUUCUAAAUCUGUUUGCCUCUCGCUGCCAUACGACAAAGCCCCAGCCCCGGACACGGAAAACACGCAAAAAGAUAGCCAGAGACCUGAUUAAGCCCUAUGCCCUCGGGCUCGACGAGGAGAUGGUUGACCAAGUUCUCCAAGUAUGGUCGAGGCUCUCAUCGAGAUUCGAGCCACUCCGCCGACAGGGUCCCGUUCGACAUGAUAUCCCGCUGAAGGUGGCAAUGUCCAGUUCGACAUUAGCUCUGGCCGGGAGAAUGUCACUGAGGCUUGUUUGCGAAAGUCACGGCAAGGCCAGGGAGACUUUACCAGUUUGCCAUUGGUUGAACACGGAGAUGAACCACGCGACUUUCUUUUUCAAGUUUUCUCCGAGUUCAGAUGGACGAGGUAUUAAAAACUACACCUUGAUUUCUGGGUUCAACCUCGGCACUGGUGCUUGGUGUGAUCAGCCUUGCUUGAUGUCGGUUCAAGUGGCUGAGUUGGAGGUGAAUGUCAUCACUAUCAGCUUUUCGACGAAAUCUUUCAAACUGGCCUCUCUUUGGCGCUCAGCGGCGAGGAAACUGUUUGAACAGGAACCUUAUGCUCUUCUUUCCGACACUUGGGAUUCAUUUGUGGAGGAAGCUUCUAAUGAGGGAACUUUUGUCUUGGCCCGAAAGCAAUAUCCUGUUGAAAGUCUUUGCAGAUAUCUGAUUCGCUAUGCUGCAUAG
Fusarium vanettenii 77-13-4 is the source of this 3534-nucleotide messenger RNA. RefSeq lists its product as uncharacterized. Bases 1 to 3534 code for a protein of 1177 amino acids. The transcript has 7 exons. Lineage: Eukaryota; Fungi; Ascomycota; Sordariomycetes; Hypocreales; Nectriaceae. The record is from RefSeq and is a predicted model, not a curated record.